Messenger RNA from Capra hircus (goat), 16357 nucleotides. It is a transcript of the gene VPS13A, whose product is annotated as vacuolar protein sorting 13 homolog A. The record is from RefSeq and is a predicted model, not a curated record. Gene Ontology annotation, biological process: protein targeting to vacuole; autophagy; protein retention in Golgi apparatus. The coding region runs from base 330 to 9536 and encodes 3068 amino acids. The transcript is spliced from 69 exons. Gene Ontology annotation, cellular component: extrinsic component of membrane. Lineage: Eukaryota; Metazoa; Chordata; Mammalia; Artiodactyla; Bovidae.
GCCUGGCGAUGGGGGAAGAGGCGGGGCCGAGGAGAAAAAGGAGCCGCGCUCCGCCCGACGAGGGCCAGCGCUGGAGAGGCGGCCGCGCAGCCGCCUUAGCUCUCUCUCGAGCCUCGGGCUCCGCCCAACCCUGGAUCCCGAGCCGCACAUGCGUAGCGCGAGCGACCGCCUCCGCCCCUCAUAGGGCUCGUGGCGGGGCUACGCGUGCGGCGCUGGUGGCACCACGGUCGGAGCCGCCCAGGAUCCGGUGAACCGAGCAGUCUCGUGAGAGGGGCUCGAGAGGGCAGGCGCAGGAAGAAGAAGCGCCGCGUCCGCCGCGGCUAAGGAAGAUGGUGUUCGAGUCGGUGGUCGUGGACGUGUUGAACCGGUUCUUGGGGGACUAUGUGGUGAACCUGGACACGUCCCAGCUCAGUCUGGGCAUCUGGGCAGGAGCUGUGGCCCUGAAGAAUCUUGAAAUUAAAGAAAAUGCCCUGAGUCAACUGGAUGUACCAUUUAAAAUUAAAGUUGGCCAUAUAGGUACUCUUAAUCUUAUAAUUCCAUGGAAAAACCUUUAUACCCAACCAGUUGAAGCUGUAUUAGAAGAUGUUUAUUUACUCAUAGUGCCUUCUUCUAGAAUAAAAUAUGAUCCUAUAAAGGAAGAAAAACAGCUCUUUGAAGCAAAGCAACAGGAAUUGAAAAGAAUAGAAGAAGCAAAACGAAAAGUAGCUGAUCAAGAAAAACAGCAUGUGGAGAAACAGGAUACUUUCACAGAAAAAUUAAUUACCCAGAUCAUAAAAAAUCUUCAAGUGAAAAUUUCCAACAUCCAUAUUCGCUAUGAAGAUGAUGUCACAAAUCGAGAAAACCCUCUGUCAUUUGGUAUUUCCCUUCAGAAUCUCAGCAUGCAGACAACUGAUCAAUACUGGAUUCCAUGUUUACAUGAUGAAACUGAGAAACUAUUUCGUAAGUUAGUCCGAUUGGAUAACCUUUUUGCCUAUUGGAAUGUGAAGUCUCAGCUGUUUUAUCUUAGUAAUUAUGAUGAAUCAUUGAGCAGACUGAGGAGUGGCAUUGUUGAUGAAAAUAUUGUUCCAGACGGUUAUGAUUUUGUAUUUCGCCCCAUAUCUGCUAAUGCCAAACUUCAGAUGAAUCGCAGAUCGGAUUUUGACUUUUCUGCCCCCAAAAUAGACCUGGAUGUUGAGUUACAUGACAUAACAAUUGAACUUAAUAAACCACAGUAUUUCAGUUUUAUGGAACUUCUUGAAUCGGUUGAUAUGAUGACACAAAAUCUACCAUACAGGAAAUUCAAACCUGAUGUACCUCUUCGUUACCAUGCCAAAGAAUGGUGGGCUUAUGCUAUACUUGGCAUUCUUGAAGUAAACAUUCGCCCCCACUUACGGAUGUGGUCCUGGAAGCAUAUUAGAGAACAUAGGCAAAAUAUGAAGCAAUAUAAAGAACUGUAUAAAAAAAAGCUAAUAAGUAAGAAGCCAUCUGGUGAACUUCUUAACUCUUUGGAGGAGUUGGAAAAGACUUUGGAUGUAUUUAAUAUAACUAUAGUAAGACAACAGGCCGAAGUUGAGGUAAAGAAAGCUGGAUACAGGAUUUUCAGAGAAGGAACAGAAGAGUCAGAGAGUAAUAAAGGAUGGUUUAGCUGGAUGUGGAAUUGGUCAGAAUCGCACAGUAAACAGCAACUAGAUAUUAAACCUGGAAGUCUUGAAGAAAUAUUGACACCUAAAGAAAAAAGUUUGCUGUAUGAAGCAAUUGGCUAUAGUGAAACAGCAGUUGAUCCAACCUUACCAAAAACAUUUGAAGCAAUGAAGUUUUUUGUUCACUUGAAAAGUAUGUCUAUCAUUCUAAGAGAACAACAACAAAAACCUGAACUGCUAGAUAUUGUAGUGGAAGAAUUUAGUACUUUGAUUGUGCAAAGACCAGGAGCACAAGCAGUUAAAUUUGAAACCAAAAUAGAUUCAUUUCAUGUUACUGGCUUACCAGAUAACUCAACAAAACCCCGCCUCCUGUCUUCAUUAGAUGAUGCUGGAUCACUCUUGAAAAUUAUGUUUGAGAUAAAUCCUUUAGAUGAAACUGUUGCUCAGAGGUGUAUCAUAGAAGCUGAACCUUUAGAAAUGUUAUAUGAUGCAAGAACAGUGAAUAGUAUAGUAGAAUUCUUCAGACCUCCCAAAGAGGUAAAUCUAGCACAGCUGACUUCAGUAACUUUGACAAAACUUGAAGAAUUUCGUGAUAAGACAGCAACAGGUCUGGUAUAUAUUAUUGAAACACAGAAAGUUCUUGAUCUCAAAAUUAACUUGAAUGCUUCAUAUAUCAUUAUCCCACAAGAUGGUAUCUUUAGCCCUACGUCAAAUCUCCUUCUUUUGGAUCUUGGACAUCUAAAGGUGACAAGUAAAAUUCGUUCAGAAUUACCAGAUUUAAAACAAGGUGGAGCCAAUCGUGAAGAGAUAAUGCAUAGAGCUUAUGAUUCCUUUGAUAUUCAGCUUACAAGCAUACAGCUGCUUUUCAGCAGAGUUGGUGAUAAUUGGAAAGAAGCACGAAAACUCAAUGUGUCUGCACAGCAUAUCUUGGUACCUAUGCACUUCAAUGUGGAGCUCUCUAAGGCCAUGGUUUUCAUGGAUAUAAGUAUGCCCAAAUUCAAGAUUUAUGGAAACUUACCAUUAGUUUCUUUACGAAUCUCAGAUAAAAAACUGCAAGGGAUUUUGGAACUGAUUGAAAGCAUUCCAAAACCCUCACCUGCAGCUGAAGUAAAUGUGCCUGUCAAAUCAUCUCAGGUUCAAAGAUCCACUUCUUUCGGAACAUCACAGAUGUCACAGAAGAAAUUUCCUCUUUUGGAAAUUCCAUGUGUUGAAGAUGAUUCAGAUGAGGAGUAUUUUGAUGCACCAUGUAGUCCGUUGGAAGAGCCUCUUCAAUCUCCAUCUAGAAUUAAAAGUCCUCAACAGAAAAAGCUUCAGAAACCAGAUUGUUUUAAAAAUAUGAUUGAGUAUAAAAUAAGAUUUGAAGUGCCAGAGGUUUUGAUUCAGUUCUGUCACCUUGUUGGAGACUGUGAACUACCUGUGGUAGAAAUUAAUGUCUUAGGAUUGGGCACAGAUAUUGAGCUUAGAACAUUUGAUUUGAAAGCAAAUGCCUUUUUGAAAGAGGUCUGCUUAAAAUGUCCAGAUUAUUUUGAUGAAAACAAGAAACCAAUUUAUUUGGUAACAACACUGGAUAACACAAUGGAAGACCUCUUAACACUGGAAUAUGUGAAGGCUGAAAAUAAUUUACCCGCAACAAUACUGAAGAAUGCUUAUAACAGUGUUGUGCAACUGAUAAAGGUGAAUUUUUCCUCUUUGGAUAUUCAUUUACAUACUGAAGCACUUCUGAAUACAAUAAAUUAUUUUAAUAAUAUCCUUCCAUAUUUGGAGGAGAAACCAGCCCCAGUACAUAUUGUGGAGACUGAAGACAAAGGGGAGGUUAUCAAAAAAAUACCUUUAAAAUCAUCCAAGAAUGAAGAUACUAUUACCUUGCAGAUUUUAGCAGAAUUGUCAUGUUUACAGAUCUUUAUUCAAGAUCAGAAACGUAACAUUUCCGAAAUUAAGAUAGAAGGGCUUGAUUGUGAAAUCAUUAUGAGGCCAUCAGUGACUGAAACAAAUGCAAAGCUAAGGAAUAUAAUUGUUCUGGACUCUGACAUAACAGCUAUAUACAAAAAGGCUGUUUAUAUUACCGGUAAAGAAGUUUUCAGCUUCAAAAUGGUUUCUUAUAUGGGUGCAACUGCUGGUUCUGCAUACACAGAUAUGAAUGUAGUUGAUAUGCAAGUUAAUUUAACUGUUGGUUGCAUUGAAGUAGUUCUUGUCAAAAAAUUUCUGUAUUCUAUAUUGGCUUUUAUAGAUAAUUUUCAAGCAGGUAAACAAGCCUUAGCUGAGGCAACUGUUCAGGCAGCAGAAAUGGCUGCUACUGGUGUAAAAGAACUGGCACAAAGGAGUUCUAGAAUGGCAUUGGAUGUUCACAUCAAAGCCCCCGUUGUGGUUAUCCCACAGUCUCCAGUUUCUGAAAAUGUUUUUGUUGCUGAUUUUGGACUAAUUACAAUGAAAAAUACAUUCCAUGUAAUAACAAAGAGUCCGACCAACCCCCCACCCAUUAUUGAUUUGAUAACGAUAAAGCUAAGUGAAAUGCGACUAUACAGGACUCAAUAUAUUAAUGAUGCAUACCGGGAAGUACUGGAUCUACUAUUGCCAUUAAAUCUUGAGGUGAUGGUUGAGCGAAAUUUAUCAUGGGAGUGGUUCCAGGAAGUUCCUUGUUUCAAUGUAAAUGCUCAGCUAAAGCCCAUGGAGUUCAUUCUUAGUCAAGAAGAUAUAACGACCAUUUUUAAAACAUUAUAUGGCAACAUAUGGUAUGAAGGUGAUAGUGCUUCACAUGAAGUAACAAAAGAUCAGUCCAGCAUUACUAGUGGUGCUACUACUGCUUCACACCAUCCAGCAGGAACAACUGUAGUGACAGCUGCUGUGGUAGAAGUACAUUCACAUGCUUCUCAAGUUAAGACAACACUAAAUAUGAGUUUUAGAACCGAUUAUCUCACCAUGGUACUGUACAGUCCAGGUCCUAAACAGACUUCCUUUACAGAUAUUCGUGAUCCUUCUCUGAUACUUGCUGAAUUUAAGUUGGAGAAUAUUAUAAGCACUUUAAAAAUGAAUACAGAUGACUCAACAUUUUCUUCCUUCUCAUUAAAAAACUGUAUUUUAGAUGAUAAAAGGCCCCAUAUCAAGAAGGCAACUCCUAGAAUGAUAGGACUGACAGUUGGGUUUGACAAAAAGGACAUGAUGGAUGUAAGGUAUAGGACAAUCCGAGAUGGUUGGGUGGCUGAUAUAGUCCUUCAGGAAAUGUAUAUUUGUGCAAGUGUGGAAUUUCUGCUGACAGUUGCAAAUGUCUUUCUUGAGGCCUACACUACAGGCACUGCUGUAGAAACCAGUGUUCAAACAUGGUCUGCUAAAGAAGAAGUACCUAAACAGCAAUCAGAAAAGUGGGAAAUGAAUAUCACUAUUAAAAAUCCUGAAAUUGUGUUUGUCGCUGAUAUGACAAGAAAUGAUGCUCCUGCCUUAGUCAUUACAACACAGUGUGAAAUAUAUUGGCUAGGUGACUUUGAAAAUGAUACAAUGACUGCUGCCAUUAAAGAUCUCCAAGUGAGAGCAUGCCCAUUUCUUCCAGUCAAGAGAAAAGGAAAAAUCACUACUGUUUUGCAACCCUGUGACUUGUUCUGUCAAGCUACUCAGAUAAGUACAGAUCCACAAGUACUUGAAUUAUCAGUAAAAUCCCUGACACUGAAGGUUUCACCAGUUAUCAUAAAUACUGUGAUUACCAUAACUUCAGCACUUUAUACUGCCAAGGAAACCAUCCCAAAAGAAACUGCUUCUUCUACAGCACAUUUAUGGGAAAAGAAGGAUACAAAAGAUUUAAAUAUGUGGUUUCUUGAAGAACCAAAUGAAGCUGUAAAAAGAGCUCCCAUGCCUGAAUUGGUACCCAAAGGAGAGAUAAUAAAAAUGAACAUUGAUUCUAUUUUUCUAGUUCUUGAGGCUGGAAUUGGUCAUAGAACAGUACCUAUGCUAUUGGCAAAAUCACGUUUCUCAGGGGAAGGCAAAAACUGGAGCUCCUUAAUAAAUCUCCACUGUCAACUUGAGCUAGAAGUACAUUAUUACAAUGAAAUGUUUGGUGUGUGGGAGCCUUUGCUUGAACCCUUAGAAAUUGAUCAGACUGAGGAUUUUAGACCAUGGAAUCUUGGAAUCAAGAUGAAAAAGAAAGCCAAAAAGGCCAUUGUUGAGUCAGGCACUGAAGAAGAAAAUUACAGAGUACCAGAAUAUAAAACUGUCAUCACUUUCUAUUCAAAAGACCAGCUAAACAUUACAUUAUCUAAAUGUGGCCUUGUAAUGUUAAAUAAUUUAGCUGAGGCAUUUACAGAAGCUGCCACUGGAUCUUCCGCUACCUUCAUAAGGGAUCUGGCACCUUUUAUGAUUUUAAAUUCUCUCGGACUUAGUAUUUCUGUUUCACCAAGUGAAUCUUUUAGUGUACUCAACGUACCUAUGGCAAAAUCAUAUGUAUUGAAAAAUGAGGAGAGUUUAAGUAUGGAUUAUAUGCGAACUAAAGACAAUGAUCAUUUCAAUGCAAUGACCAGCCUAAGCAGCAAACACUUCUUCAUUCUUCUUACACCUGCUAACCAUUCUACUGCUGAUAAAAUCCCUUUAACAAAAGUGGGACGACGACUGUACACUGUAAGACACAGAGAGUCUGGAGUUGAAAGAUCAAUUGUUUGUCAAAUUGAUGCAGUGGAAGGAAGUAAGAAGGUAACAGUUCGCUCUCCAGUGCAGAUUAGAAAUCAUUUUUCCAUACCACUUUCUGUUUAUGGAGGAGACACAUUAUUGGGAACGGCUUUACCUGGAAGUGAAUUUAACAUACCAUUAGCAUCUUACCGAUCACUACUUUCUCUGAAGCCAGAAGAUGCAGACUAUCAGAUGUGUGAAGGAAUUGACUUUGAAGAAAUGAUAAAACAAGAUGGUACUUCUUUCAAGAAGAAAUGUAGACCUAUAAACCCUUCCAGGAAGCCAUUUAUCAUUAAUAUAGUCCCAGAAAAAGAUAAUUUGACAUAUAUGUCAGUGUAUUCAGAAGACCAUUGGGACUUACCAUACAUAAUACAUUUGUGGCCACCUAUUCUACUCCGAAAUCUUCUUCCUUACAAAAUUGCUUAUUACAUAGAGGGGAUUGAACAUAGAGUUUUUACUCUCCAUGAAGGCCGUUCAGCACAGCUUUGUACUGUACAGUUGGAUAAAGCCAGGCUACAUUUAAAAUUACUUGACUAUCUUAAUCAUGAUUGGAAAAGUGAAUAUCAUAUAAAACCUAAUCAACAAGAUAUUAGUUUCAUCAGUUUUACUUGUGUUACAGAAAUAGAAAAGACUGAUUUAGAUAUUGCUGUCCAUGUGACUUAUAAUACUGGGCAGACUGUUAUGGCAUUUCAUAGUCCUUAUUGGAUGGUUAAUAAAACUGGUCGAAUGUUACAGUAUAAAGCAGAUGGAAUUCAUCGAAAGCAUCCACCUAAUUAUAAAAAGCCAGUUCUCUUUUCAUUUCAGCCAAAGCACUUUUUCAAUAACAAUAAGGUUCAGCUUAUGGUAACUGAUAGUGAAUUGUCAGAUCAAUUUUCAAUUGAUACUGUUGGUAGUCAUGGAGCUGUUAAAUGUAAAGGCCCAAAAAUGGAAUAUCAAGUUGGUGUCACUAUAGACCUUAGCAGUUUUAACAUUACCAGAAUUGUCACAUUUACCCCCUUUUUUUUGAUUAAAAACAAAAGCAAAUAUCAUAUAUCAGUGGCUGAAGAGGGAAAUGAUAAAUGGCUCUCUGUUGAUUUGGAGCAGUGUGUCCCCUUUUGGCCUGAGGAUGCUUCUAAUAAACUUCUUAUUCAAGUUGAAAGAAGUGAAAGCCCUCCACAAAAGAUACAUUUUAAUAAGGAAGAAAGUUGUAUUUUACUGCGUCUAGACAAUGAGCUUGGAGGUAUUAUAGCAGAAGUUAAUUUGGCUGAGCAUUCUACAGUUAUUACAUUUUCAGAUUAUCGUGAUGGAGCCGCUACGUUUCUGUUAAUAAAUCACACCAGGAAUGACAUUGUUCAGUAUAAGCAAAGUUCCCUCAGUGAAAUAGAAGAUUCCCUCCCUCCUGGAAAAGCAGUAUUUUAUACAUGGGCUGAUCCAGUGGGCUCUAGAAAGCUGAAGUGGGAAUGUGGAAAAAGCCACGGUGAAGUAACACAAAAGGAUGAUAUGAUGACACCUAUAAAUUUGGGAAAAAAGACCAUUUAUUUAGUUUCAUUUUUUGAAGGCUUACAACGCAUAAUUUUAUUCACUGAAGAUCCAAGAGUAUUUAAAGUGACAUAUGAAAGUGAGAAAGCAGAGUUAGCAGAGCAAGAAAUUGUGUUGGCAUUACAAGAUGUUGGGAUUUCUCUUGUCAACAAUUAUACAAAGCAAGAAGUAGCCUAUAUUGGCAUUACAAGUUCUGAUGUGGUUUGGGAGACAAAGCCCAAGAAGAAGGCAAGAUGGAAGCCAAUGAGUGUAAAGCACACUGAGAAGUUAGAGAAGGAAUUUAAGGAAUAUGCUGAAUCUUCACCAUCAGAAGAUAAGGUUAUUGAGUUGGACACUAACAUUCUGGUUCGCUUCACACCUGGUGCUACUAACAUGAAAAUUCUGCAGCCACAUGUAAUAGCUAUAAGAAGAAAUUAUCUUCCAGCAUUAAAAGUAGAAUAUAGCACAUCUGCACAUCAGUCGUCGUUUAGAAUUCAAAUUUAUAGAAUACAGAUCCAAAACCAAAUACAUGGUGCUAUAUUUCCAUUUGUGUUUUAUCCCAUUAAACCGCCCAAGUCCGUCACCUUGGAUUCAGCACCAAAACCCUUUACUGAUGUCAGUAUUGUCAUGAGAUCUGCAGGACAUUCGCAGAUAUCACGUAUUAAGUAUUUCAAAGUGUUAAUCCAAGAAAUGGAUCUCAGGUUAGAUCUUGGAUUUGUCUAUGCUGUAUCAGAACUUAUGACACCAGCUGAAGUCACUGAAAAAACAGAGGUUGAGCUUUUUCAUAAAGACAUAGAAUCUUUCCAAGAAGAAUAUAAAAUAGUCUCACUAGUAGAUUCAUCACAAGUCAGUCUCUAUGAAUACUUUCAUAUAUCUCCUAUCAAGUUGCAUUUAAGUGUUUCACUGAGUUCAGGCGGUGAAGAAGCGAAAGAUUCAGAACAGCAUGAAGGACUGAUGGCAGUUCAUUCUUUAAAUCUUUUGCUGAAGAGUAUCGGUGCCACUCUCACAGAUGUACAAGAUGUAGUUUUUAAGCUAGCAUUUUUUGAACUCAAUUAUCAGUUCCAUACAACAGCUGAACUACAGUCUGAAGUAAUAAGACACUAUUCAAAGCAGGCCAUUAAACAGAUGUAUGUACUCAUUCUUGGACUUGAUGUUUUGGGAAAUCCCUUUGGCUUGAUACGAGAAUUUUCUGAAGGUGUAGAAGCAUUUUUUUAUGAACCUUACCAGGGAGCCAUCCAGGGUCCUGAAGAGUUUGUGGAAGGAAUGGCACUAGGACUGAAAGCACUAGUUGGUGGAGCUGUUGGUGGACUAGCUGGUGCUGCCUCCAAAAUCACCAGUGCUAUGGCUAAAGGGGUGGCAGCUAUGACUAUGGAUGAAGACUACCAACAGAAGAGAAGAGAAGCCAUGAACAAGCAACCAGCUGGUCUUAGAGAAGGCAUCACUCGUGGAGGAAAAGGCUUAGUUUCUGGUUUUGUAAGUGGCAUAACAGGAAUUGUUACAAAACCAAUCAAAGGAGCUCAGAAAGAAGGAGCAACUGGUUUCUUUAAAGGUGUUGGGAAAGGUUUAGUUGGAGCAGUGACAAGGCCAACUGGAGGCAUCAUAGACAUGGCUAGCAGUACAUUUCAGGGAAUAAAAAGAGCGACAGAGACUUCUGAUGAAGUGGAGAGUCUGCGACCCCCUAGGUUCUUUAAUGAAGAUGGAGUUAUCAGACCUUACAGGUUGAGGGAUGGUACUGGAAAUCAAAUGUUACAGGCAUCAAAAAGUUUGAUAUGAAAACAGUUAAUGCAUGACUUUGCAAGUGAAAGCCAACAAUAGAUUUUAGUCUUAAAAUUUACAAACUACAUACAACUGUUUCAGUAUUUUGAAUGCAAAGAAAAGCUUUUAUAUUGGUAACAUUUUGUAUAGAAUUUUUAGCAGAUCUGAUCUUUUUAUAGAAUAUUCUUAGUUCUGUACUGGAUUUGCUAGAUUUGUUGAAAGCCAUUGUGCCUUACAUUCCUUCAUAAUUGAUGGUGCUUAUUUACCCAGUUAGACAGUUUCUGUUUAGGGUACUUCCUUCAAACCACUAAUAUUCCAGAUAUAAUCCUCCUGUCCAGUUAGACAAUAUAAUGAAAAAAAUCAUGACCACUGCUAUUGUGAAUUCUUGGGUUCUCCUUUUCUUUUGAAGUUGCUUAAAUGGCCAUGACUCUUCCUCCUGCUCUGUGUUUGUAUGGUCUAUUUAAAACCCUGUGAAAUUAAUAAGCAGUUCACAUGAAAACCAGCAUCUUUUAGUAAAGAAAGUUAGCUUUUGGAGCAAUAGUAAGUUUGAAGGUGAAGUAUUUUAUCUGUUUAUAUAGCUUUUACUUUGUAAAUUGGACUUUUUAAAAUCUGGAUUAUGCUGUAGAUAUUCACAAGAUGAUAUACCAAUUUAAAGUCGUUUCUGUGGUUUAGAUGUGUAAUGCUAAAUUAAAUAAUUUAUUUUAAAACAAGGAGUUAUUCUGUUGUACAGACUUGAAAAUAUUCAUAGUAAUAAUAAAUUGUGGGGAGAUACGGUCUUUCCUCUAUAGCCUUGAUAUUUUAAAUAUUGUUACGUUUAAAGUGAUCAGGGUAAAGAUUUCAAAUUUUAAUAUUUUACCCACUACAUGCCCAGUAUAUAAUUUUGCAUUAAACAUACUUCCAUAAACUCUAAGCAUUGUGUUAAUAUAUGACAUUUAGUUAUGUGGUUUUACAUUGUGUUUACAUUGUGUUAAAAUGUUUUUAAAGCAUCAAAAUAAUUGCAUGUUGGGAUAAAACUGCCAAUCUACUGAGAGAUCGUGUUCUAAAUAGCAUGUUGACAGACUCUUAAGGAUAGUAUAUCAUUCCUUGGAAGUGUUGUAGAAAUCCCCCAUUGUUAUACAAUUGAAAUAUACAUACCUACUCAGUACCUGCCUUCCCUUAUUAGAACAUAAUUAACAUAUUAUUCAUUUUAUUAUACUGAAUAGUUAAUAUUCAGUGAAGAGAAUUUAGAGUGGUGAAGAGAGUUUAGACAUACAUCCUCAUUAUUAGAGAACAGAUGAAAAGGAAGCCAUGAGAUACCAAAAGUUUCUCAUGUUUGGUUUCUUGAUUUCAGUAACAAGUGAAUUUGUCCUACACUUUUUUCCAUUGAUUGUUUUUGAAAGCUUUAAACUUUGGGAUUUAAGGUCAUGACUAUUGACUGUGUUUUUAAACAUGCCUAUUAUUUUCAGAGGGGCAGUCUUAGUAUUAAUUGCUGAAAGAGCUGUUUAAAUGACUAAAAAUUCACGAUCCUUGUCAGCCACUACUUAUUUUUCAGCAAGUGCAGUAAGCACUGUAUUAGUCUGAAUACCUAUAGGAACUCACCAGAUGUCUUGUGUGAAUGUUUGUGUUUGGCAUUAUUCCCUCACAGGUGUAAGAAGUGGGUUGUUGCUUUAGUGGUAACAGUAAUUUUUUGAAUUAAAACUUUACUAUUAGCAAAUACUAGUAUACAUAAAUACCAGUACUGUUGUAAAGAAGUAGGUGACACAUAGUCAGUAUUUCAAAUCUCAUCUACCUCAGUUUAACCUAAGUGAUUUAACAAUAAUGCCCUUAGAAAAUAUUUAGUACUUUCAGAUGUUUGUCCUUUUAUUUUCUAACUUUCUAAAAAGGGUGCUCUGUGUUUACUAAAUUAUAUGUGCCUAUGUUUGGUAACUAAAUAUGAGAUACACUCUGAUUGUAUACCUUUCUGUCUAGAAGGUGACACAUUAUUAUAGUACUUCCUAGUAGUCUGUUAAAGUUGCCUACUAGAGAAAGAAAAUAAUUCUAACACAGUCAUGGAAUAAUUUACUAAUAUCACCAAGUUAUUUUAUACGUUAAAUGUGCCAACCACAUUUAGUUUAGUUAAGUCUAUUAGAUUAUGAAAUAUAAUAUCCAUAAUUACUACCCCACUUAGACUUCAGCUCUAAGUGGAGUAUUAAUUAUGGAUAUUAUUGACUUCUUGAACAUUUCAUAAUUGUACAUGUUUUCCAAGCAGUUUGCCAUACUUAACUAACCUUUGUGCUUCUUUUUUUCUUUACCAUGCUUACAGAAAAUUCAGGUCUACAGGGAGUGGAUUGUGACUCACAGUAGAAGUAGUGAUGAUGAUGAUGACGAUGAUUAGAUUCUGAAAUGUUAAAAUCUAUAUGUUCUUUGUAAUUUUAUUUGGGGUGUUUCAUUAACAUGUUUUAUAUGAUUACUACCAUAAUGCCUAUAUGUCUAUUUUUAGAGAGAUAAAAGUACUUUUUCCUUUUAAAAUGCUCUUCUGUUUUCAAAAACAAAAAUUAACUGCAUUAAGCACAAAAAAAUGUGUUUUACAGCCAAAGUAGGGCAUGCCGUAUAUUACAGCAUGUGCUUGUAUGUAUUUUAUAGCUUUGCAAUAACAGUUUGUCUUUAAGAUUUAAAAUUAGACAAUUUUUAAAAAUGUUCAUUAGUUUCAUUUUAAAUUAUCUGCUUAUUUGUUAGCAAAAUGCUGUUUUUAAUGUUCUCUGUAGAUUUUAUGGGCUGUAUUAUAAUGUCGUUGAGUUUUGAAAAAAAGAAAAUUAGUAGCCAGUCAAUAGUUUAUACUUAUUCAGCAUUUCAGAAGUAUUUUGUCAAAUUUCUUUUAAUAGUAAUAAACUUCUGUAACUUGAAGCGAUACAAAUUUGUUGUUCUAUUCCAAAAUCUAAUAGGUUUAACUACUAUUAUAAGAAACAUUCAUGAUUUGUUUUAAAGGUUAUACAGUGAAAUAAUUUAUAGUCUGAGAGUGAAAAAUAUGUUCUUUGGUUCUCCUUAUAAUUUCAUUUUAUUAUGUAUAGUUUUUGUGAAACAGUGAAAAAAGUUGGUUUUACAGUCAUUUUAACUUACAUAUCCAUGUGCUAUAUCCUUAUUGUAAAAUGUUAUGAAUUAAUUCAGGACAUUAGAAGAAUUUUUAUAGUAAGCAUAGAUACAUGUAUUUCUUUUGGGUAAUAUUGGAAAAAUGUCAUAAUCUAUGUUUCUGAAAGAUCUAUAAGGAAAUCUGUUUUAUGUUUUGUGUGCCGAAGGCUUUCUUUUUAAUAUCAACCUAGAUGAAAAUUUUUGUUCUGUCUUUCUGUUAUAUCAGAUGUACUUAAAAAGCACAUCUUUUUAAUGUACUCUCAUUGUAGAUCUGUCUAGAAAGUAGCAAUUAUUAUAAUGGUUCCUAGUUUUUAAUACUCAUUAAAUAACUGAGUACUUAAUGUACAUCAGUUAAUGACUGUUAAUAGUAUGAUGUAAAAUCCCUUAUGACUACUCUGCAUUUGGAUCAACAGAGGAACAUUUACCUUAUGUUAAGCAUUUUGCUUAUAAUAAACUUAUAUCAAAUUGUAGUAGAUAAUUGCCAUAAUUGUUCACCUUUUGGUUUAUUCAGCCAAUAAUUGAUUGAGUCUCUUCUGAUUCUUAGGUUUAUCAAGAUUUUAUCUCUAUAAAUUAUUAUUCCCUAUUUCUUAGAAAAUGACUAUUUCAGAUUUUUGAUACUGAGGUUACCAAAAAAAGAAGCUAAACAUUUAGCUUUUGAAAUUCUACCCGCCUAGCAUUGAUUCAAGAAAUCAAGGUUAUGUAUGCUAGGACUGAGAAAUACGUGACUGUCAAAGAAUUUACUUACUGUUUUCCUCAAAAUAUUAUAUUCUUAUCUUUUAGAAUAAGUAAAUAAAUUAAAACACUGAAACCAUUAAAGUAGUCACUACUGGAAUCAGAGACAAUUUGUAUUUGUCAGCAUCCACUGGUUUCUUACCCUUGGUCAAAAUCAAAGCCUGCUGCUUCUCCUGGAAGCUGAAACAGAGUCUGUUGUUAUGUAUAGUAUGUGCCUGAGGAAGGAAGGGUCUGGUAAUUUCUUCAUUGACUUCUUAGAUCACAGCUUUGCUAAGCAUGAGGCCUUUCUAAGGGGAAAAUGCUAAACUGCUUAUUUUCAAGACAUUUACAGCUGAGUUUCCUUUGAUUGGUCUGUGACACUUAAUUCUGUGGUACAGAUUUCAUAAAGGUCCAUAAGAAUUUAUCUGGAAACAGUUCUGGAUAUUUCAGCAGUGCCUUACCAUAUUAAUGAAAACUGGAGGUAGAAUUACAUUUACUUAAGAUUUCCAGAAUAGUAAAGAGAUUUAAAAUAAUAUUUUAAAUUAACUUGAACACUUUGUUCAUGUGGCCUUAGGGAUUCAUCCUUAAGGAUUUAGCCCUUGGAAGUGACAUAUAUUCUUUUAACAGUAUAAUUGCCCUUGUUCUUUCUGUUUUCUUGCCCCAGUGAAAUACUCUUUUCAAACUUCUCUGCUGACCGGUAUUAAUUAUUUUUCUAGUUCUAAAAAUAUUUUUAUUGUUACUUUAAUUUGAGAAAAACUCAAGACUGAGGAUUGCUAUAUGGUUUCUUGAUAGAGAUAUAGGACUUUGACAAAAAUAUCUUCUUAUUCCUCAUUAAAUAUAUAGAAAAUGAGUUCAAUUUUGGGAUUUUAAAUAAAAUGAACAAUUAUUUUGUUGAUUAGUGGCUUUAUAAUUAAUUAGAACUUUAAAACUGAGAGUUUCCAUCUAAUAAAGUCUAGUGAGAAAGUGAGUUUGAAAGAUUGACUAUGUAAUACCAUACCUUUCCAUAUCCUUUAACUUUAUAUUCUAAAUUUCUGUGCAGUCAUUGCUUAUGUAUAUAAAAGGAGAUGGAGGGUUCUUCUGUCUUCUUCCUGAAGGGAAUAAUAAUUUAUUCUCUAUUUCUUUUGUGUCUACUUUAUAUUUGAAUAGCAUAGUAAAAACUGACAGGAAGAAAAAUUUAUAAAAAUCCUGAAUUUGUGAAUACCUAUUACCAUGGAUAAAUAAUCUGCUUAUAAAAACCUGUAAAUGAAAUUAUUUAGUGUUCACAUUGGUAUAGAUAUAACAAAUGAAGUCCAGAAUAAUAUUACUGACUUGGAAUAUUCCUUAUUAAAAAGGAAGUUGUAAUUUUCAGUUUGCUCCUAUUUUUAAAAUGAUCAGAAUUUUAUAAAUUUUACCUUCUGAAAUUGUUCAAAACACAUAUAUCAUUGUGCAGUGUUGAGUGUUGACUUUAAGGUCACAUUAUGAAAAUUUAUAGAUGGAGCCAUGUUAGAUCUGUGACUAGGACAUCAAAGUUUAACAUGAAAUAUGAGCUGCUGUAUUUUAUGUCCCAAAGUCAUGUACACUAUCAAAUGAUGACUGCUGUAAUAGCUGCUGUAGUAGUUUGUCUGAUUUAAAUCCUAUGGUAAAAUUUUGUUACACUCUCCUAUAGUGAUGGAGGAGGACCAGAAACAACCAUCCCAACUGUUUUUGAUUACUUUUCUGCUGUACCUUUAAGCCUCAGCCUUUUGUUUCCUUGCAUAUUAAUAGUUUAUUAUAAAAGUCCAAUAUAUUAAAGAUCCUGUAGGGUCUAAACAAGAUACACAGAUUGUUCAUUUAGGUCAAAUAAUAAUUAUGAUGGAUAUGUAAAAAGAAUGUUAGUUUUAUUUAUUAUUCUAUCCCUACACCUUGGAAAUAAAUGGAGAUCAAUUAAAAUGUAUAGGUCAUUAAUUUAAUCUUUCAGUGGAUGAAUAUUCAGAUUUAUGAAGUGCAGUGAGUACAAAGCAUUCUAUAGGAAACAUUACAGAAAGUCCUGAAUCGAAGAAUGAAAUACAUUAUUUUAAGUAACAGAGACCAUGAUGGGGGAGCUAAUUAGAAUAAUUUAUAAUGGUCAUAUGUAGGCAUUUAUGACUUGGUCUGUCUUAAUGUGAUAAACCAUUUUUAUGUCUAUACUUAUCUCUCAAUCAGUAUGAUAAAUUUAACACUUUAUUUCAUAUCAACCAAUAUAUAGGAAUAGAGUACCUCCAAGUAUCAGCUUUAAAUGUUUAAUAAUUUUGUAAAACUGGUUUUUAAUGUAGCCCUCUUCAUUGCAUAUACAUACUCUAUACAGUGAAAUAGUAACAGAUAUCUACUAAAUAUGCAUUAUGCUAUUUCUCUGAAUCUUAGAGAUCCUUAUUUAUUUGAGCAUUUAUAAUAUAGUCAUUGUGUUUUUAUCAGCAGAUAAUUAGGAUAGUAUAUAUAAUUCUUAAUUGGGAAUGCUAUGGUUUUCUACUGUAAGUUAUCAUUUAUGAAUAACUUGUUACAUAUAUUAUGUCUACAAAGAUUUUUCUAAUGUAUUCAGUAGAACUUGGAGUUUCUUUGAAUUAAAAGAAUUUAUAGAGACACUCCUUUGAAAAAGGUAAUUCCCUUUUGUGAAUCACUUGAUUUACGUUGGUUCUCAAUCUACAAUUUCAGUAUUUUAUAGAAGAUGUGAAAUUUUUAAAAUUUAGAUUAUUUUCUUCAUUGUUAAAGUAAUAUAUGCUCAGUAAAGAAAAAUAAGAAUAGAAAAGAAAAAAUUACCCUAUCUCCCCACUGUAUAUUAUAGUUUAUUUCACUUUUAAAUUUUAUUUAUUAAUUGAUUCAAAUAUAUAAAUUUCUGUUAUAUAUUUUUGUUUUAUUGUAAAUUUUUAUAAAUUGAAUCACUUUUUUAAGAAUUAUUUUUAAAUUUCUGAAGAUGAAAAAAGUGAUUCAUUUCAUCCCCAAUGUAGGAAACCUGGUCUUUGUUUCUACAAUACAUUAUAGCCAGCAGAACUUUUCUAUAUUUUUAUAUGUAGAAGAUUUUUUUUUGUUUAUUAAUAAUCUCAUAGAUUAUU